Messenger RNA from Bathycoccus prasinos, 732 nucleotides. RefSeq lists its product with no specific name. Bases 1 to 732 code for a protein of 243 amino acids. NCBI's taxonomy places the organism in Eukaryota, Viridiplantae, Chlorophyta, Mamiellophyceae, Mamiellales, Bathycoccaceae. The transcript has a single exon. The record is from RefSeq and is a predicted model, not a curated record.
AUGAUGAUGUCAGCAACAAGGAGCGUAUCUCCUACGACGUCGUCGAUGUUGAGAACUCGUAAAACAACUCCUAAAGCGAACAACAACAACAUCAGAAAGCCCACAAAACAACGAUCGACAAACGCGAUGGCUACGUUUACAUCACCUUCUUCGCGUCGUUCUUCUUGGAGCAUCGCGAGGAGCAGUGCUCGUUGUGGUGUACAAACGAAGACGACUUUGACGACGACGACGAUGAUGAAGAAAAACGAAAGCAACAACAAAACGGUGAAAGAACAACAACAACAACAAAGAAGAAACGCGACUAUUACGAAAGCGAACGAGGACGACUCAUCAUCAUCAUCAUCAUCAGUGGAUGCUUCGAGCGACGACCCGUUCGAAUUUGGUUCCAAAUCGAAGAAGAGAAGGCGACGCGACGGGAAAUCUACGAGACGCGCGACGGUUGCGGUGGACUCGCCGGCCAUCGCGGCGGCGAAAGGCGAGUCGGAAAGAACCGUCGUUGAGGAGUCCGAGGAAGCUUUCUUGAAAUUUCUUGGGUUUUACAUAGCAAUUAUCUUUGCUUUUGGUGUUGUUCUCGCGUUAUCGGCGUUUAAAAUCUGGCCAGACAGCGUCGAUUCGUUCAUCACGGAUACGCUCUACCCGGCGUUUACUCCUUUCGUCGGCGGAUUUUUAGUGUUUUCGUCGAUUUACGGUUUGAUUAAAACGCGAAGCGAUCCAACUUCAAAGUCCGGUUAG